UCAAUAAACAUGGUGGUUAGUGUGUACGUUCGUAGAAGGUUGGCAUUUGUUUUUUAAAAAUACGGUGAUAAGUGUCGCAGUGAUAAAAACUUAUGGUGAAGGUAAAAGACGAACCGGUGAUGGCAGAGCCGAAUUCUGCACCCACUUCCCAACCUUCGACCGUCACGCCUAACCCAUCUUCUGCCUCCAUGCCAAGGAAACAACGUCCGUAUACCCAUCCGCACCACCACCACCUCCACCCCCCAUUCCAGCACUUCAGCCACUAUCACCAGUACUGCACCUACCCCUCCGACACUGCCGACGCCACCGGCGGCACCAACGGGGCCUCCUCCCCGGCCAAGUUCUAUUUCGGGCCUGGCUUCGAGCCCCAGCAGCAGAUACCAGGGGGCCAUUACGGCCCUGGGCCCAGUCAAUCGCAAAGCAAUGAAUACGUCGUGUUUUUUCACGUGAACCCUGGCGUUACCAUCAGCUUCCAGAUGGGGGAUAACUUGGAAGUCUUAAGAGGUCCGGUGACAGUGCCAAUGGUGUCGACGAAUUCGUCGCCUCCCAUAGCAAUGCCAGUGCAGGUUCCUCCAGGUCACGUAGUUCAACAAAUAGUAGACGAAAGUGGGACGUUACGCCACGUCAUCCUGUCAACUCAACACCCUCCAAAUCUAGUACCGCUUCCAUCGCACAAUCCCCAGCACUACGCUGCUGGCCCGGGUAACGGCACAAGCCAAUCUCAACAGUUCUACCCGGGGUUGCCAACGGGGUUUCCCCCUCAACAUUUCCAUUCCAAUAUCCAACCGGGGCCUCCGGUGCCCAGUCCAACGCACUUAGGACACUCGUCACCACCCAAUCCAACGUACUACAAGGACGAAAGAACGCAGAAGCAGCACAUCAAACUCAAAAAGAAAUUACAUGAAAAACAGCAGAAGACCGACACUCUGUUGCCUAGAAAGGAAUUAGUCAAUGGUUUGAAAAGAUCCGGGAUCAAGGAGAAAGGGAUGAAUAGUGUGGGUACCAGCGAAGAUGGGGAAGAGAGUAGUGUUCCAGAUGAGGAAGAUUCAUUCCAGAUCAUUACUGAUAUUUUAUCGUCCGUCCAGGCACCUAAGGUGUCUGAACUGAGUUCCCGUAGUGCCUUAUUGCAGUGGGCACCGCCCAUUCGAUUAUCAGAAUCAGCCAGCAACGAUAGCCAUGAAAUUGAUAUUUCUGAAUCAGACUUAAGAUACGAGGUACUGCUCAGUGAUAAAAGUAAGGAAAUGAAAUUCAAGUCAAUAUACAGUGGUGCUUCACUGUCCUGUCGAAUCCAAGACUUAAAACCAGGCCAAGAAUAUUCGGUUUGCCUUCAGGUGCAUUUAGACGAAUUGCAAGGUUCUGCGACAGACCCUAUUAAAUUUAUUACUCCCCCCUGUGAACCGGAUCAACCCCAGUCCCCGAAAUUGAUUCACAGAACGAAAAAUUCACUUCAGCUUAGAUGGAAUGCCGUAAACGACAAUGGCUCACACAUACUGCAUUACAUAUUAGAGUAUGAUGACGGUAGAGGUGAAUUUGUAGAAUUUUAUAAAGGUAGAGGAAAAACUCACACUUUACAAAAAUUACUACCGGCAACCUCGUACAAUUUUAGAUUAGCCGUUGUCAACGAAGUAGGCAAAAGCUUGUACUCAGACCCCAUUUCUUAUUCAACGUACGAUAACCCACCAACACAGCCCAACCCUCCUGCAUUAAUCGAGGCCACGGUGCAAUCCCUUCAUUUACAAUGGAAUCGACGGCCUAAAGAUGACGAGUUUGUUUUACAAAUGAACGAUCCCAAGACAAAAUACGGCCACAUGACUGUUUACAAUGGCAGGGAGAACUACCAUAUCUGUAGAGGAUUGACUUGCUUUAGUGAUUAUACUUUUAGACUACGUGCAAGAAACGAUGACGGCAUAUCUCCAUGGUCUGAAGAAGUAACUUAUCGCACACUCCCCGACAGGCCAGCAAGGCCUUCCAAGCCUAUAGUGAAAGGUAGAAUACAUGCACAUUCUUUUAAACUUAAAUGGGAGCCUCCAAGUGACACUGGAGGAGCAGAGAUAACUAGGUAUAUUUUAGAGGUGAAUUCCGGUAGUGGUUACGAAACCGUUUACUCUGGUAUUGAAACGGAAGCAGUCUGUGAUAAAUUGACCCCCGGCACGACCUACCAAUUGCGGGUGAGUUGCAUUAGUGCCGGGGGUUGUAGCAAUUACUCUGAUCCUUGCACUGUUACAACGGACGCUAUAAGCCCAGGCCAGUGUGCUGCACCACGACUCCAUGGAAAGCCUAAGUCCAAUAGUAUAACCAUCCGAUGGAUAGAACCAGAUUACAACGGCGGAGCUCCUGUUCUAGACUAUGAAAUAGAAAUGGUUUCUCCUGACUCUAGUCGAAGCAUAGUCCAUAAAAGCAAAGAAAUGGAGUGCACAGUCACAAAUCUUAGUCCAGGAUGUGAUUAUUACUUCACAGUAAGAGCUGUUAAUCGAAUAGGCCCAGGCGUUUGGUCGGAACCUUUGAAGGUCACUAGUGGGGCAGCUCCUCCAGCUGCACCCGAAAUUCCAACACUUCACUGCAAAUCUCCAUUCCAUAUAUACGUUGAGUGGCAGGAGCCUCCAUGUAAUGGAGCUGCUAUCACUGAAUAUAGACUAGAGAUGAGUCCUGAGCUCGGAGAGGAUAAAUUUUAUAGUGUCUACCAAGGUCAUCAAAUGAAUUAUGACAUCAAAGGUCUAAAUCCUUUUCAUACAUACUAUUUCAGAGUGCAAGCAAGUAAUAGUGCUGGGUAUAGUUUAUAUUCUCCUGUAGCUGCCACUUUAACUCCAGCCGCACCACCCUCCACAGUUACAACAUUAAGAAGCGAAUCGACUCCUACAUCAAUUAUUCUAUAUUGGAACCAUCCUGCUGACAACGGAUCUGAUAUAAUACAUUAUAAUAUCGAGAUAGGUGAUAAAACAAUAUCGACAGAGUCUCCAUUAAACGAAUAUACCCUAGAAAACCUUCAACCCGAUACUCUCUACAAAAUCAAAAUUCAAGCAGUGAAUGGUGUAGCCCCUGGCUCCUUUUCUUCAACAUUAAGAACAUCAACCUUAAGACUACCGCCGGCUGCUCCGAAAUUAGAAUGCGUUGGAGUAGGCCAUAACUAUCUCAAGUUGAAAUGGGGCGAGGGUAAAAACACCGAUUAUAUUCAGUAUUGUGUAGAAAUGGAAAAUACACGGUCUAGGGAAUUCCAAUGUGUUUAUAAAGGUACUGCCCUUACCUGCAAGGUCAACAAACUGCAUGAAGUUACAACUUAUAAAUUUAAAAUUAAUGCAUCUAACGAUGCUGGAGUGGGAGAUUUUUCAAGAGAAUAUGAAUUUACUACCAGCAUUGCGCCGCCAACUGCUCUUAAGAUUCCUAAACUUGUUGAAGUGGAACAAAAAAUUUGUACACUGGAAUGGUUGCCAGCUAGGAACGUAUUUACCGAUCCCAUAGUUUACCAAGUUCAGUUAACUCGGCUGAAGGACCAAACAUUUAGACAGGUAUACAAAGGACCUGAAUCCAAAUGUGUAAUCGAAGAUUUGGAGCCAGGUACAGAAUACCAGGCUAGAGUGUGUCCAAUAAGAGUGACGAUGACGGGAGAACUUCCUGGGCCCUAUUCCCCAACCAUCAACUUUUCCACUCUGGCAGCGGAACCUACUGCCGUGUUGAAACUGGCCUCACCUAGCACUAGCUCACCUUCGCAUAUGCAUAAAGGCCGUACUCUCUAUCAUUCCUUGUGGCAAAUGUUCACAGUUAAACAAUUUCCUGAUGAAUACUGCACUUAUGUGUACGUGAUUCUAGUAAUGUUAAUUGGAAUAGUCAUAUCUUUGGGUAUCGCAGCAUUUUUGUAAGUGUAAUCAGUGUGUCUGCUUGAAGCUCACUAAAGACUUGCAGUGUUAGUCGGCCUGAGAGACUGGCUUAACAAGAAAUCCUUAAGAUUCUUAAGUAUUAUUAAACAGGGCUUUUUAUUAUAAAUUAUAUUAAUUAGAGGACCAAAGCGUCAUGUUUUGGUAUUUUUAUACAUGUCUCCGUACUCGGCGUGGUGCUAUCCAAUUAAUUAAAGAUGUGAUUGUUCAGCGACGGAUUGUCGUAACUGACCUAUGGUUUGCUACUAUGUGUGUUGUUAUUCCAGUCAUAUGUACAUUUAUAUAUAUUAUAUAUAUCAUAUGUGGUUGGCGGUAUUAUUAAAUUAUUAUAAUUAAAUCAAUUAUUAAGUGGCUGGAAAGUAUGUACCUAUAGACAAAAUAUGAAAUCUUUGUAUUGCAAUUGUAUAGGUUGAAAAAUCAUUUAUUAUAUUAUAUACCUAAAUCUAAUGUUAAUCUAUUAUGAUCUAAUCAAUAUUAUUUUAGAGUUGGCUAUACUGGGAUGUGUAUAUGUGCGCUUUGCACUAUCAAGAGAUAUAUUAAUAUAUUAUAGGUAUAAAUACAUAUAUUAUAAAUAAAUCAAUUAUAUUUUAUGUACUAGUA
Molecule: messenger RNA, 4469 nt
Organism: Anoplophora glabripennis (Asian longhorned beetle)
Lineage: Eukaryota; Metazoa; Arthropoda; Insecta; Coleoptera; Cerambycidae
Gene: mtgo
Product: fibronectin type-III domain-containing protein 3A
Exons: 6
Coding region: 93-3854 (1253 amino acids)
Molecular function (GO): protein binding
Source: RefSeq, a predicted model, not a curated record